AUGAAGAGCCUCCUCCUCCUCCUCCUCCUCCUCGCCGUGCUCUGCCUCUCCCUGGCCAGCGGCCUGAAAAGGGUGCCCCUGAUGAGGCGCCGCUCCCUGCGGAAGCUGCUGCGGGAGCGUGGGCAGCUCUCCCACUUCUGGAAAGCCCACGGGCUGGACACGGCGCAGGACAGCGAGGACUGCGCUGCCUUCUCGGACACCAGCGAGCCCCUCAUCAACUACCUGGAUAUGGAGUAUUUUGGGCAGAUCUCCAUCGGAACUCCCCCCCAGAACUUCACUGUGGUGUUCGACACGGGCUCCUCCAACCUCUGGGUACCGUCCAUCUACUGCGUCAGCAAAGCCUGUGCUGGACACGCCAGGUUCCAACCAACACAGUCCAGCACCUACCAGGUGAUAGGGACCCCCUUCUCCAUCCAGUACGGGACCGGCAGUCUGACCGGGCUCAUUGGAUCUGACCAAGUAACCGUCGAGGGGCUCGCCGUGAGCAACCAGCAGUUUGCAGAGAGCAUCAGCGAGCCGGGAAAAGCCUUCCUGGACGCCGAGUUCGACGGGAUCCUGGGGCUGGCUUACCCCUCGCUGGCCGUGGACGGGGUCACUCCCGUCUUUGACAACAUGAUGGCACAAAACCUGGUGGAGCUGCCCCUGUUCUCCGUCUACAUGAGCACGAACCCCGAAUCCCCCCUGGGAGGAGAGCUGCUUUUUGGGGGUUUUGACACUUCCCGCUUCACGGGGACCCUGAACUGGGUGCCAGUGACCCAGCAAGGGUACUGGCAGAUCCAGCUGGACAACAUCCAGGUGGGUGGGACAGUGGCUUUCUGUGCCAACGGCUGCCAGGCCAUCGUGGACACCGGGACAUCGCUCAUCGCAGGGCCCACCAAGGAGGUCAAACAGCUGCAAAACUACAUUGGUGCUGUGUCAGUGGAUGGAGAGUACGCCGUGGAGUGCAGCAACCUCGACGCGAUGCCUGACGUGACCUUCACCAUCAACGGGCUCCCCUACACGCUGAGUGCCCAGGCUUACACCCUCAUGGAGUACGGUGAUGGUGUGGCCUUCUGCAUCAGCGGCUUCCAGGGCAACGACAUCGCCCCUCCAGCCGGACCCCUCUGGAUUUUGGGCGACGUUUUUAUCCGUCAGUUCUACUCCGUCUUUGACCGUGGCAACAACAGGGUGGGGUUGGCCCCUGCUGUCCCUUAGGCCUGGGGUAUCCUGUGGGGUAGGAGGGGAACACAGCCACCAGGAUGCUGCCCUCGGGCAGGCCAGGGGAUGUUACUGCUGCACCAGUGUCUCCCCAAGGGGAUGAAGACACCUGAAGAGCCCAGCAGAAGGUCAGUCCACGCCAGGAUGCAAUUUCACAGUGAACAUAAAAACAUCUCGGGCAGCUCCGUGAUCUGCU
Messenger RNA from Empidonax traillii (willow flycatcher), 1393 nucleotides. RefSeq names its product cathepsin E (gene CTSE). The transcript is spliced from 9 exons. NCBI's taxonomy places the organism in Eukaryota, Metazoa, Chordata, Aves, Passeriformes, Tyrannidae. Gene Ontology annotation, molecular function: aspartic-type endopeptidase activity. The record is from RefSeq and is a predicted model, not a curated record. Gene Ontology annotation, cellular component: endosome. Gene Ontology annotation, biological process: proteolysis. The coding region runs from base 1 to 1194 and encodes 397 amino acids.